Geodia barretti is the source of this 2340-nucleotide messenger RNA. NCBI's taxonomy places the organism in Eukaryota, Metazoa, Porifera, Demospongiae, Tetractinellida, Geodiidae. The record is from the annotation of a GenBank genome assembly.
CUAAUGCACUUGUGGUGUAAGAGUACAUGUGUUCAAAGUUGGCAAGUGUACAGGUAUGCUCCAGCCAGUGCAAACCUGUCUUCUGGUAUAUACAUUAUACUAAUUGAAGGACUGCCCUUUGACGUGGGCUUACUCAAUUGCUGGUCUGCACUACAGUGGGUGUGAAUGUCCAGUUAUAAUUAGGCUUUGCAUCUUGCCUGAACAAGUUUUUUUAAAAUUUUAUAUACUCCUCAAUAGAAAAGAGGUGGAGCUGAGAGUAAAUUGCGACCUAUGGGGUAUACUUACAUAAUGAACGCCGGUGGAGUUGUUGUCUACAAGUUGUAUAGGAUGAAACAAUCAAUCAUAGGUAUAUAUAGAGAUGAAGUAAGCUACUAAACUAAACAAAAAGCGAAACAAAUACAGUCUUCUGCCACAGUAGUCAUUGGCCGCCACAGGCUGGCAAAACCACCACCAGAUCAAUUUUUGUGUCGUUAUGCGCUUCAUUUCUUUAUCUACUCUCUGGUCAUAGUCUUGGGCUAUAUUUGGCAACCCACCUUUGCCAGAACCUUGUUCUACCACACAACCUUCGUGUAGCACUAUAUUCUUCUUCCGGUACAAAACCUUCCUCACUACACAAAAAUCACUAAAAAAAUCUCACAUCAUUAUUGUCUCUGUUGUUCCACACAUUACACUGUAUCACUCACACUGUGCAGUUGACCUCAAUGACGACGAAGCUAGGAACAAGGAGUUCAGAAGAGCUACUCCGGUCUGCCACGUCAAGUUCAUACUGCCCACCGGAUACACACUCAGUUUUGGGCAGGAACUAACAUUGCCAUGUAGCGAGGGAAGCCAAAGCUGCACGGUGGCCAGGAAUGAUGGCGCCACACUAAAUGUCGUUGGGUUGAAGGACGAUUCCACCGAGCGUUUCACUUUCAACAUCACCUUUGACCCCAACCGGAAGAUAGGGUGCAGCAAUUACCUCCCCAACAUGAAGUUUGUUCGAGGCACGGGCUCGAUGCCAAUCCUCUGCGACCCUGUAUUCUCCUGCAACUACUCCUCCAACGACUCUGCAACCAGUGUGGACAGCAGUAGUGUUAGAUGGUGGAGGUUUGCCAACGCCUCUGACCUCCAAACCUUCCUAAAUUCAAGCUCGGCGGAGAAGUCGGGUCUUCAAAUUGUGGAUGCUAAUAACACCGAACCUCUGCGAGAGGCAAACAACACGCUGUUUGUCAGCCUUGGAGCUGGUGUAUUUGACGUGUUGGGUUACUUUGCGACCACCUUUGACCUCGACGGAGAGGAACUCGUGAAUGGAGACACCUUCAUAAUCUACUUAAAUCCUGAAGGUGGCCAGUCGCCGGGUGAUCAAGAACUCAUAUUCGGAGAAAGAGAAACAAGAAACUUUGACAAGAUAUUCUGCAGUUUCACUUCGUUUCCCUACUCCACCGUGCGGUGGGAAGGCCCCGGGAGCAACUUCACCACACAAGACACAGGUACAGCCCUGGUGCUGGAAGAGGUGGAGGGUGAUGAGCGGAUGUCAGACCUCACUCUGGAGGGUCGACUGGUGAUCACGGAGGUCCAGUACGAGGAUGGAGUGGAGAUAACCUGCAUUGCCACCCACAGCAUCUCCGGUGCAGAGGAGUCUAUCACUGUCAGACUUAGAGUCAGAGAUCCGCUGCGACCUUUGUGGCCAUUUCUCGGCCUCCUCGGUUCGCUCAUCAUCACCUUUCUGUUCAUAUCUGGAGGAGCUCUGGUGGACAAGAUCCGUGGGAAACAAGGCGUAGACGACGAUGAUGGUAAGGCUGUGCGUUUGCUGGUGUUUGGAGGGUCUGCAACACGGCCAGCCUGCCUUCCUGCGAGUGUAGUGUUGCAUCUACUGCAUGCUUCUUCUUCUUCUUUUUAACCUCCACGCUGGGAGAGUAGCCAUGUAUAAACCAAGGUAAAAUGCAGUACGCGCUGCUACCGCGCACGCUUUUGCUUCCUAGUAAAGAAGGCAAGUUAGAGAAUGCAUUGUAGCUUGGCUGAAAUAUGCCUCUGGUUCUUGUUAAUAAGCCUGUAAGUGGGUGCACAGCAAUGUGGCAGGUUCAAAGAUUCACUGCAGUAAACAAAUUGCUUCUGUUUGGCAUUCUGUGUCGUAGUACCUCUAAUUCUGUGUGUGUCUGUGUGAGACUGUUGGGAAGAAAGUUUCAGUUCUCUCUAUCGGCUCACUGGUACCGCUCCCUGUCCUCUCGGGGGUCUUUUCUCUUUACGAUGUUCAGUUCUGUUCCCGAUUUGGUGAAGUGUUAGUGUCUGUGUAAGGUGCUAUUUUGUCUACGAGCCUCUGUGUAAUGCUUCUGCGCUUUUCGGCGCCCGUAUUGCUCUUUG